AUGUCUGUUCGCGUCAGUUUAUUUUUAUGCGCUUGUGCGCAUGUCUGUGUGUGCAUGUCUUUCUUUGCUCAUGCGCCUGAUUAUUCUGCUUUCUUUCUUCCUGCUGACAUCUUUCUUUCUGCCUUUUUUUUUCUCAGCGAUAUUUUUUCUUUCAUUUUUUUAAUUUUAUUUGUGAUAUAUUCCAGUGAUUCCUUUCUUUCUUUCUUUCUUUCUUUCUUUUCUUUUCUUUUCAUUUCUAGUGAUACCUUCUUUAUUUCUUUUCUUCUUUUGGUACUUUCUUUCUCUCUCUCUCUCUCUCUCUCUCUCUCUCUCUCUUUCUUAUUUUCUUUCUUUUCCUUUCCCGGCGUUUCUUUAUUUACUGCUUGUCAUAAUUCUAUCUUUGUCUACUACUUUCUUUCUUUCUGUCUUUCUUUCUUUCUUUUCCUUAUUAUUUCUUCUUUUUUCUUUGAUUUAUUUAUUUAUUUGUUUUUCCAACAAUUCCUACUUUCAAUCUAUUCUAUUCUUUCUUUCUUUUUUCCAGAUAUUUCUUAUUUAUUUGUUUUCUUUGUUUUAUUUGUGACAUAUUUAAUAUAUUCUUAG
This is a messenger RNA of Acanthosepion pharaonis, 579 nucleotides long. NCBI's taxonomy places the organism in Eukaryota, Metazoa, Mollusca, Cephalopoda, Sepiida, Sepiidae. The record is from the annotation of a GenBank genome assembly.